This is a messenger RNA of Drosophila arizonae, 745 nucleotides long. RefSeq names its product RAS oncogene family member Rab5. Lineage: Eukaryota; Metazoa; Arthropoda; Insecta; Diptera; Drosophilidae. Gene Ontology annotation, molecular function: GTP binding; GTPase activity. The record is from RefSeq and is a predicted model, not a curated record.
AUGGCAACAACACCACGCAGCGGGAGCUCCAGCUCUGGAGCCGCACAACGUCCCAAUGGCACCUCGCAGAAUAAAAGUUGCCAAUUCAAAUUGGUGCUACUUGGCGAAUCGGCCGUUGGCAAAUCGUCCCUGGUGCUGCGCUUUGUUAAGGGCCAGUUCCAUGAAUAUCAGGAGAGCACGAUAGGUGCGGCCUUUCUAACACAAACCAUUUGCAUAGAGGAUACAGUGGUCAAGUUCGAGAUCUGGGAUACAGCCGGUCAGGAGCGGUAUCACAGCUUAGCUCCCAUGUAUUAUAGAGGUGCGCAGGCCGCCAUCGUUGUCUAUGACAUACAAAAUCAGGACAGUUUUCAGCGUGCAAAAACCUGGGUCAAGGAACUGCAUAAACAAGCCUCACCGAACAUUGUCAUUGCGCUGGCUGGCAAUAAGGCGGACUUAUCGAACAUUCGCGUAGUGGAGUUCGAUGAAGCGAAGCAAUAUGCAGAAGAGAAUGGUUUGUUGUUUAUGGAAACGUCAGCGAAGACGGGCAUGAAUGUCAAUGAUAUCUUCUUGGCAAUUGCCAAGAAACUACCCAAGAAUGACAACAAUCCAGGAACUGUUAUAAAGCCAAAUGGAAACGAAUCAACUCAAACGACGAACAACUGUUGCAAGUGAUGUCCCUUUGUAGAAAAUGAAAUUUCCAACGAGAGAUUUGAAAAGUUUAUGCUGAUAAUUAUAAAUAAAAUCAUUAUUUAAAAUUUAAAACUAA